Monomorium pharaonis (pharaoh ant) is the source of this 1170-nucleotide messenger RNA. RefSeq names its product lysophospholipase-like protein 1. Gene Ontology annotation, cellular component: cytoplasm. The record is from RefSeq and is a predicted model, not a curated record. Gene Ontology annotation, biological process: protein depalmitoylation. Gene Ontology annotation, molecular function: carboxylic ester hydrolase activity; palmitoyl-(protein) hydrolase activity. The coding region runs from base 303 to 998 and encodes 231 amino acids. NCBI's taxonomy places the organism in Eukaryota, Metazoa, Arthropoda, Insecta, Hymenoptera, Formicidae. The transcript has 5 exons.
GAUCGCUCUCAGGUUCCUCUCUGCCGUAAUAACCACGAGAUGUACCGUAGGAAUUAGCCAAAAAACAAUCGAAAAUUGUUUAAAAAAUGUAAGGUUAUGAAAUCGCGACUGUGCUCCAAAACUAAGGACACUGGGACACAUAGAACAACUUAAGUAGUAAGAUUCUAUAUGAAAUAAAUAUGCAUAAAGUCCAAAUAAAACAAAUUUAUCGUAAGAUAUUAUCUAGCAGAAUUGAUUUCUCUGCUUUUAAUCUUAAAAGAUCGAUACUAAGCAAUAAACAAUAAAUCAGUUAUUUCAAGAGAAUGGCGACAAUUGCAAGAAUCUCACAAGCAAGCAUUGUGCAAGCCACAAAGAAACAUACUGCAACUAUAUUUUUCUUCCAUGGUUCUGGUGGUACAGCAGAGAAUUUAAAAGAAUGGAUUAAUAUUCUUAACAGAGAAAAACUACAGUUUCCACACAUAAAGUUAAUUUAUCCUAGUGCACCUAGUCAGGCUUACACACCUAACAAUGGAAUGAUGCAAAAUGUAUGGUUUGAUCGUUUAGCGAUAUCUAAUGAAGCACCAGAACAAUUAGAGUCACUUGAUUCCAUGUGUCAAAAUGUAUCGGAAUGGAUUGACCGAGAAGUUGCUAAUGGAAUUCCACUUAAUAGAAUAAUUUUAGGUGGAUUUUCGAUGGGUGGUUGUCUCGCAUUACAUUUAGCAUACAGAUACCGAACUGUAGCUGGCUGUUUUGCCAUGUCUUCUUUUCUGAAUAAGAGGUCUAUAAUCUAUGAGCAUUUGAAAAUGAAUUCAGAGCAUAAUAAAAUACCACUUGUUCAAUACCAUGGUUUAGCAGAUAGUUUAGUUCCUAUCGAAUGGGGUGAGGAGGGUGCUAAGAAUCUGCAAGAUCUUGGAGUAAACGUGACGUUUAUACCGUUGAAAAAUAUCGAACACGAUUUGAGUCGUGAGGAGAUUCAAAGUUGGAAAGACUGGCUACUCAAUAUCUUGCCGGACAAAUAAUACAUAAAAUGUUAAAUAAAAAUCUUAAAAUGUAUAUAUAUAUAUAUCAUUGUUGAUGUAUUACAAUUAAAAUUGUAGUGCAGAUGUUAUUCUAUUUGUUUUUGGAAAAUUAUAUCUGUGUUAUAUGUAAUGAUAGCAAGUUUUAUUACAAUACGCAAGAGCCAUAUCAAUU